This is a messenger RNA of Elaeis guineensis (African oil palm), 1764 nucleotides long. RefSeq names its product G-type lectin S-receptor-like serine/threonine-protein kinase At4g03230. Gene Ontology annotation, biological process: protein phosphorylation. The record is from RefSeq and is a predicted model, not a curated record. Gene Ontology annotation, cellular component: plasma membrane. Lineage: Eukaryota; Viridiplantae; Streptophyta; Magnoliopsida; Arecales; Arecaceae. Gene Ontology annotation, molecular function: ATP binding; protein serine/threonine kinase activity.
GAAGUCUCAAGCUUUAUUGUUCACAAAUACCAAACCAACAAGGACAGAUGAUGACAGAAUGAUAUUAUGAAAUUUCAAAUUUCUGACAUUUGAAUCUCCUUCGGCCCCUGAUUAAAUUCAAGAUCGUGAGGGAGUAUAUUGCUUCAGGAUGACAUGGGUGAGGAUUGAGCAGCCAUUUGAUGAAGUCUAGUGUUGCAACAGCCAGAAUACAAAGCUUGUUAUUGUAGCAACUUCAGAUUCUCUUUGGAAACAUCAUGUCUCUCAGUACAUAUCUGUUGGUGAAGUAUGUCAGGAAACGAAUAGCAGCAAGGAGAAUACAAGAACAAAAUGACAUUGUUUCACCCGUAUUGGAAACAAGAAAUCUUUUGCCAUAUGCAAACGAGCUUACAAUUGUCAUGGAGGAUGGCAGUGGCCUAGACUCACCAUUAUUUGAUUUUAACAUGAUAAUAGCAGCAACAAACAACUUUAGCAAGGAAAAUAAGCUUGGAGAGGGAGGAUUUGGUCCAGUUUACAAGGGAAAGCUUCCAGGCGGUCAAGAAAUAGCAGUGAAGAGGCUAUCCAAGAGGUCUGGGCAGGGCUUAAAGGAAUUCAAGAAUGAGGUGGAACUGAUAUCCAAGCUCCAACACAGGAACCUAGUUAGGCUUCUGGGUUGCUGCAUAUAUGGAGAUGAGAAGCUUUUGAUCUAUGAGUUCAUGCCCAACAAGAGCUUGGAUGCCUUUCUCUUCGAUGCAACCAGGAAAGUUCUAUUAGACUGGAAAAGCCGCUGCAACAUUGUUGAAGGGAUUGCUCGGGGGCUGCUGUACCUUCACAGAGAUUCUAGAUUAAGGAUCAUUCACCGAGAUCUGAAAGCGAGCAAUGUUCUAUUAGACGAACAAUUUCAUCCCAGAAUAUCUGACUUUGGCAUGGCACGGAUUUUUGGUAGAGAUCAAAGUUUAGAAAGGACGGAUAGAGUUGUUGGAACAAUUGGCUACAUGUCCCCUGAGUAUGCCAUGGAAGGGCAGAUUUCGGAGAAAUCCGAUGUCUUCAGCUUUGGUGUUUUGCUUUUAGAAGUUGUGAGUGGUAAGAGGAACAAUCAUUUUGUCGACAACGAGAAAGGUCUGAACCUCUUGGGAUAUGCAUGGACACUGUGGAAGGAAAACAGAGUCCUCGAGUUGAUCGAUCCAUCAUUGGGUGACUCAUGGUCUUACUCAGAAGUGCUCAGGAUCAUUAAAGUGGGGCUCUUAUGUGUGCAAGAAUUCCCAACAGACAGGCCAUCCAUGUCUUUGGUAGUGUCUAUGCUUACAAGUGAUGCGAAUGUUCCAGUUCCAAAACAGGCUGCAUUCUUUGGAAGGAGAAGUCACUCAGAUUCCAUUUCAUCAACCGAAAGCAAGGAGACAUGGUCAGCAAAUGGUCUCACUAUUACCAAACUAGAGUGCAGAUAAUGCGUGAACGUGACACAAAUCCACCAACUUCUUGUUAUCUUAUUGCAGAUAUGGUGCAUUCAAAGUUUAGCAACGAUGAAUACAUUUGGACUGAGAUAAAAAUGUUUGCUGCAAUGGUGUGUGUUAUUUCCAGUGUGGGAAGAAUGCAGGUAAGAGUCUGGUCUGAAGAAUAAAAUUUAUGACCAUUAUCUUCUCCACCUUUAUUAAUUUUUGACAGAUGUCAAAUGUGACCUGAUGAUAUGCUAUUCUCUAAUUUGUACUGGUCUCAACCCACUAUGCAAGACUAAGAACUGCAUGUUUUGUUGCAACAUGACUCGAUAAAAGUUGCAUUCGCACCAGGAAA